Molecule: messenger RNA, 1156 nt
Organism: Mercenaria mercenaria
Lineage: Eukaryota; Metazoa; Mollusca; Bivalvia; Venerida; Veneridae
Product: transmembrane protein 234 homolog
Exons: 6
Coding region: 130-519 (129 amino acids)
Source: RefSeq, a predicted model, not a curated record
GUAUCACUUCCGGUUGUCAAUUUCGUUUCCUGUAAGAAUUGGUUCAUCUUUAUUUGCUCGGCUUGUCUGUGUUUACAGCAGCAUUAUUGCUUUCCAGUUACAGAAAGUUUAUAGACCUACAGAAAUACAAUGUCCAUUGUUACAGCAGUUUGGUUUGUUGUCGUUGCUGGUUUCUGGGGAGCUACCAAUCCUUUCAUUAAACUUGGUAGUAAAGGGAUAGAAUCCAUCAAGGCAUCUUCACCUUUCAGACAGUUUGUAGCAGAGUUGUGGUUCCUGAUCACAAAUUGGAAGUAUUUGAUACCAUUUGUCAUCAAUCAGAGUGGAUCAGUUAUAUACUAUAUCACUUUGGCUUCUGCUGAUCUGUCUCUUGCAGUACCAAUCACCAAUUCUCUGACAUUUAUUUUUACAGCGAUAUCAGGGCAUCUCCUGGGAGAGAGGAUUAAAUCUAAAAAGACAAUUCUUGGAAUGCUUUUGGUUGUUACUGGGGUGACCAUGUGUGUCCUGGACAAAGUCAAAUGAUGGCACAGGUGUAUGUAAUUUCUGUGAUGAGGACUUAUCCAUGUCCCCUGAGAGAGGUUUCAGAUUGACCAACAUGGAGCUGACGUGGACAGAAAGAUAAAUCUUCAGUGUGAAAAGACAAACAAUUGCACAGUGCCUGUCGAUGGAACUUAAGUUGACUGCCAACAAUGCAUUUGUUAUAUUUACUUGAUACAUCAGUAUUCUAGUCUUCAGCCUCGGAUAAAGUGGGAUAUACAUUUUAAAUUAGGCAGUUUCAGUGACAGAUUUAGGCAAGGACUCAGCCGGCAUGUGCUGAGGAAUACCAUGUACUGGCCAGAAACCCGCCAACUUUGGUCAGUAAAGCGAACACAGCUGUACCAGUCGAGAGUUCAUGAGUUUGAUCCCAGAGUGAGGCAUAUGUUCUCUGUGAAGAUCUGAAAAAGAUCUUUCUGAAAUCAUUUGUCUUCCAUUUCUGAUUUUUGUGGUGAAGUUGGCAGUUACUUGCAGCAAACAUGUUAGCACUGGUAUACAAUCCAGGAACACUGGUCAGUUAACUGCCUGCUUUAACAUAACUGAAAUAAUGUUGAAAAAUGGCACUAAACCCAAUACAGACAUAUGUACUUACCAGAAAAGGUUGAUAAAAUUCACAGAAAAAUGA